Molecule: messenger RNA, 5434 nt
Organism: Neoarius graeffei (lesser salmon catfish)
Lineage: Eukaryota; Metazoa; Chordata; Actinopteri; Siluriformes; Ariidae
Gene: wfs1b
Product: Wolfram syndrome 1b (wolframin)
Exons: 9
Coding region: 242-2938 (898 amino acids)
Biological process (GO): endoplasmic reticulum unfolded protein response; calcium ion homeostasis
Cellular component (GO): endoplasmic reticulum membrane; endoplasmic reticulum
Molecular function (GO): protein binding
Source: RefSeq, a predicted model, not a curated record
UAUUUCGAGAUAAACAGCUGUCUACAGCUUCACCUUUUUCUGGACUCUUUCUUUUGUUUUAAAAACAACAAAAGCUCAGAGAAGUCCGCAAUGAGCGACUGGGUGACUCUGUAGAGGCCGGAAGUUGUGGUGUUUAUCCGCUUGUGUGCUGGGGGAAGACCUGGUUAUCUCUACAGAAAUUCAGGAUUUGUCAGCGACUCAGAUGUGGCAUCUUGUAAACAAGAAUCCUCAUUGAACGGAGAUGGACCCAUUUCCUCCUGGAUCUCCACCUUCUUCUCCUACCGAUUCCAUCUCUCUCGCAUCUCUCGUGUCUGGACACGCCCCUCGCACAGCUUCCUCCUUUACAACACCAGGCCCUUCCUCUCGGGUGUCUCCGCCCUCUCGCCCAGCCUCACAAACGGGUCGCUCUCAGCUAAAUGCAGCUAGCGAUGUGUCUGAAGGCAGGCCCACAGGUGAAUCUUCAUCUCCUGCAGGAGACAUUCCAGAGGAGAUGGACAUGGAGGAACUUAAGCAGAGGGCUAAGAAUGGAGAUUCCAAAGCACAGACUGAGGUUGGCAGGUAUUACUUACGACUGUCUGAGCACGAGGAUGAAGAAGUGAAUGGCGUCACUGCGGUAACUUGGCUUUUACAAGCAGCAAAACAUGGAAGGAGGGAUGCUGUGAAACUUCUGCAGUUUUGCUUGCAUGAAAGAAAAGGCAUCACGGCCGAAAAUAGAGAGGAGGUGUGUUCCUUGGUAUCGGAGUCCCGUUUUGAACGUGCUGUGAGGAAAGCGGCUCUGUGUAUGUACUGGAAACUCAAUCCAGACAGAAAAAGAAAGGUCACUACCUCAGAACUACUGGAAAACAUUAGCAACUACAACACUGAAGCAGAUGGUGCCCCAAACAGCACAUUCUCAAGUCCAGCUCAGAAACAGAGGAAGGUCUUAAAACGCCUUGUCUCCACCAAUGGGACUCAGUAUAUUGGUGUUGAGGAUUUUGUUGAAAAUACCAAGCGUUAUGCACAAGGUAUCUCGCCAUCACCAGCUCUUGAUGAAGCAGUAGUUAAUGACGACGACGAUGAUGAUGAUGAACCUGUGAAGAACCCAGAUGAGUUACCUUUGCAUCAGAAGAUACUGAAGUUUCCCCUCCAUGCUGUGACCGAGGUAAAGGAGGUGUUGAUUGACUGGGCUUCCCGUGCUGGAAUGCAGUGGAUCAGCGCCCUUAUCCCGACUCAUCACGUCAACACUCUUAUUUUCUUCUUCAUCAUCUCCAACCUUACUCUGGACUUCUUCCUUCUUGUCAUUCCCCUUGUCAUCUUCUACCUCUCCUUCUUCUCAAUGAUCAUCUGCACAUUGAGGGUUUUCCAGAACACCAAAGCAUGGGAGAACUUCAAGACCAUGACAGCAAUGCUCGCUCAUUACGAACCAGGAUUGGACCUUGAGCAAGCAGAGUCCAACUUUACCUGGACUCAUCUGGAGCCUCACCUGUACUUCCUGGUCUCUGCACUUUUCCUUAUACUCUCAUUCCCUGUGGCAGAUAAGUCCUGGCUGCCUUGCUCCGAACUGGCCACGGUGGCUGUCUUCUUCACUAUAAGCAGCUAUCUGAGCCUGCGUCCAGCCGCACAGCAUCAUGCUAAGCGAGCCCUCCUUGCACAAGUUGCCUCUGCAAUUUGCUCCUUCACCAGCGAGCUGCUUGGGGGUAGGGUGGGCCAACUUGUAGGAGGGUCGUGGUUUAGCGUGCCAAUCUGUGAUUGGUUGGUGUUGCACAUGGGUGUGCCUUGCAUCCUGUACCUUUACCUCCUGUACUUGUGUGUCUGCAUGGGCACAGCACGAGGCUGGCAAGGGUCAUACAGCAUGCUUCUUCCCUACCUGCUCUGUUUCACUUGGUGCGAGUUGUCUGUCACGUUUCUGCAUGCAUCCACUGCACUCGGACUCAUGCGCACAGCUGUGGGCUACUUCCUUUUCUUCUUUGCCCUGCCUGUACUUUCGCUAGUGCUGGCAGCUGCACUGCUGGUGCAGCUAAUACAAUGGUUCCUCGCUCUGGAGCUGGCCAAGAUGGUCCUGACAGCGUGCGUUUGUGUGGUACCUGUUUUGUUGAGGUGGUGGACUCGCUUCAGUGUGUCGCCCCUUGCUGUGAUUCGAUCUCUGAGACGCAGCAGCAUGGUUAAACUGAUCUUGGUUUGGAUCUCUGCUUUGCUGCUCUUCAGCUGGUUCUACGUGUACCGUUCUGAGGGCAUGAAGGUUUAUAACUCUACUCUUUCCUGGCAGCAGUACAGCGAGAUGUGUGGCCCUCGUGCCUGGAAGGAACGCAACAUGGCACACACCCAGAUCCUUUGUAGUCAUCUUGAGGGCCAUCGUGUCACCUGGGAAGGUCGUUUUAAAUAUGUCCGCGUGACGGAGAUUGAAAACGGAGCACAAGCAGUUGUCAACCUCUUGCCUGGCAUCGUAGCAGACUGGGUCCGGUGCCUUUACGGAGAGGAGUACCCAGUCUGCGAUGGCACCCAACCAGAGCCACCUCUUUGCAAACUCAGAGCAUUUGCAAAUCACAAGUGUCACGUGAAACGUUUUGACCGCUACAAAUUUGAAGUGACUAUGGGUAUGCCACUUCAGGAUAAGAAGGGCAAAUGGUUGCAAGAAACUGAUGAUGCAACCAAAGACAUAGUGCUGCGGGCAAGUAACGAAUUCCGUGGCGUGCUGUUGGCACUCGGUGCGGGCAGUGUUGUGGAAUUCAGUACUGUUCUGGAGGGCAGGCUGGGUAGCAAGUGGCCAGUGUUUGAGCUGAAAGCCCUUCACUGUAGGACUUGUACCUCACCUUUGAUACCUACAAGACGGCAAGUCAAGAUAGAGCAGGACUGGAGGGUUAAUGCCCGUAAUGCAUUUGCCUUUGCAUUUAACUUCCUUUUCCAUCCACUGCUCACUGCUGAAGUAGAAGACGCUACACCUACAGAACAUCCAGAGUGAGGGCGGAUUAUAUUCUGUCAAUCUGAUAACCAGGUGUUACUCAGCGCCUGUCACUAUUUUUCUCAAUCUGUCCAACAAUAUUAGUUUUAAGAAAUGGAAGACAAAUUUAUUGUUGACCAGUAGUAAAGUUUUUCGUACAGAGUGCUGUUAUCUCGAACUAUAUCUCUAGUUUGAGAAUUAAUCAUGUGAAAUCCUGAAGAGACUUGGUGGCCAAGUGGGGAUGAACUUUGCGUGACUUUAUGUGGUGUGACUAAUGCCCUUCCAAAUGAAAAAUAAUUAGAUGGUUCUUACAAAGAAAUGGUCCAAUUGCCAAGGGUCCUCAUUUCAUUACUGUGUUGUAGACCAGCAGUAUCCAGUCUUCUCCACAAAGAGCCUUUGUGGCAACAAAUUGUUGUCUUCAGCUGACUCGUGUGGCUUUUGCUUGGUUGGAUCAAAAACCUGCACCCACACUAGACAAAACUGGACCUGUUGUAGACUGACCGAGGAAGAAUGAACCUUCUUCAGAUUAGAUUAUUCAGUCAGGAGCUUGGAGUAGGGUAGUGGAUAUUAUUUUUGGCCAUCUCCUAUUUUUCUGGCUUUUUGCUGGACUAAACACUAUUUUCAGUGGAAAAUUACUAUUGACAAAAUACUUUAGUCCAAGACUAAUGAAAAUUUAGUACAACAAUGAUAUUUGUUUCGUGUAUGAAUGAGUGAGUGUGCAAGAGAACGAGGAAAAUCUUUAAACAUUUCCUUCAGAAACCAAAAUUCCAGAGUUCACUAAUAAUGUAGAUCUUGGGGAUCAUUUCAGCAGUAGGAAAUGGCGUAUAGCACUGCCUGAGAUUUGGAUACAAAAUAUUGAUUAUUUUGUUAUUGGGAUUUUCUUCCCACCUCCCAAAAACAUGCAAGGAGGUGAAUCUGUAACUUAGAAUUGCUCCUAUUACUCUUAUUUAAGAUUGUAACGUAGCACUAGUACAGUAGAACACUUUUUUUUUUUUUUUUUUUUUUUUAAAUAUCAGCAGCAACAUUAUGAAAUGGUAAAGGAGUUUGGGCAAGUGAUUGUAGGAGGUGCUUACCACCAAAUAUACCAUAAUUAGGAUCAUCACAACUUCAUCCAGUUUCCAAGCAAAAAGCAAGUGUAAAAUCCCAUGUUUUCUUAUUGGGCUAUACCAUAUAAAAUUUGUUUGGCUGCUUUUUUUUUUUUUUUUUAAUAAAUAUUAAUGUGGGCCUUAGUUAAGUUGAACUGUGUACAACAAGAAAUUUUAUUAUUAUUAUUGAUUUGUUUUAUUUCCUGUUCUAUGUGCAUAAAAUCAGCACAGGACAUUCUACUAGUUGAUUACUGGGGUUUUUAAGAUACCUACAGUACCAGUCAGAAGUUUGGACACACCUUCUAAUUCAAUGGUUUUUUAUUUUAUUUUUAUUAAUUACUUUUAAGUCAUGAAGUGACUUAAUGAUGGAUGUCAUUUCUCUUGACUUAUUUGAGAGAUUCUUGACAUAAUAUAGUUUACUACAGUUGUGGAAUAGGGCUAUUUCUUUCUAUCUAUCUAACUGGCAUAUCCCUGCAGUGAUGUGGCUGCUCUGAUGGCUUCAGCCAUCAAAGUCUCUGGGGAAGAAUUACAGUAGUGGUUUCCCUUUGGCUUCUACUGGAUUAUUAUAGAGGUUUUCUCCUCUCAAUCUUGUGCACGCACACCUAUGGGCAAUUUAGAGUAGCCAGUUAACCUAACCAUGCGUCUUUGCACUGUGGGAGAAACCGGAGCACCUGGAGGAAACCCACACAGACACAGGGAGAACAUGCAAACUCCACACAAAGGCCCCCCAUCAGCCACUGGGCUCGAACCCAGAACCUUCUUGCUGUGAGGCGACAGUGCUAACCACUACACUACUGUGCUGCCUAGGGCUAUUUAUUUGCUUUUGUUUUUUUAAUUUACUAUUUCCUGUUUGAUCUCAAACGCAUUAAGAAGGCAAGAAAUUGCACUAAUUAACUUUUGACGAGACACAUCUGUUAACUGAAAAGCAUUUCAGGUGACUACCUCAUGAAGCUAGUUAAGAUAAUGCCAAUAGUGUGUAAAGUGUCAAGGUAAACGCUGGCUACUUUAAAAGAAUCUAAAAUAUGAAACGUUUUUUUAACUUUUUUUUUUUUUUUUUAAAUUCCUUAUAUGUUCUGUCUGUCAUUUCGUAGUUUUGAUGUCUUCAGUAUUGUUCUACAAUGUAGGAAAUGGUCAAAAUACAAAAAACUAAUGAACGAGUGGAGGUGUACAAACUUUUGACUGGUACUGUAUAUCUAUAAAUGUGGUUUGAUUUAGCUUACACAGAGAAGUUGUAGCUGUAGUAAUAGUAGUGUACUACUGUAUAAUGGGAUUCCCUCACAGGAUUCACUACAAAUGUAGACACACUAACACUAUUGUACACACUCGCAAAACACACGGCUCAUUUUCCAUCCCCCUGAGCUGGUCUCUACUUCAGUAUAUGGUUAUUCAUUACUGUAGUUUUGCACUCUGAUCAAUAAAUGUCAUUCUUUAA